AUGCUGGUUGACCUCACGAUAGACUCUGAUCCAGAGGAGCAACCCCGGUUAGUUUCGCGUCUUCCUUUUAUCUCUGAAUACCACAAUAACCAAGAACUUAUCGGUUUAUCGUGCUCCCUGGACGAUGGGUCAAUUCCUAACCCUCUUAUCAAAAGUCUUGGGCGGCAGACACUUGCACACCGCACUCUUUCUCCCUCUCCUCACACCAAGAACUCUACAAUUCCUUUCAAGAGAAAGUCAGAUGCAGACUCCGCCGAGUCCGGCUCAGAGUCUUCAUACGCAAGUGCAGUUGCGUACCCUCAAAAAGCAAAGACCAGAACCACCAAUGUUUCCUCUCGAAACCCAGUUGGCCAUGAUAGCCUGUCCGGGCCCUUUAAGAGAGUUGGUGCCGGCCCUGGUACUGGUGCUGCGCGUCAGGCACGCCAAAUCCCAGCAUCAGCUCCAUCUCUAGCUUCAAGUUCAGGCACAGACUCAGCCGCAGGCCAUUAUGCCCCAAGCCCAGCGCCGGAGACCCUGAGAGUAGUCAUUCCAUCUCCAUCAGUACAGCUAAAGAAAGAGAUUGAUUCUGCCGAGCGGCUCCCGGAUGCAGAAGUCAAGACUCCCGAGAUUACGGGUAUGUCGGAGAAAUACUACCCAACAGAUGCUCUUGAAAGGCGCGCAAUGAGGGGUGCAUAUCCAGCUGCUAGGAAAACCAAUCGCGCUGGUGUCCCUUUAGUCAUUGGCACACCAGGCCCCUUUUUAACUGAGAAGAAUAGACGCCCCGUGAUAGACUUGCUCUGCAAGAAUCUCCAGAAGAAACUAGCCUCCAUCAAAGGUCCAGCAGUGACUGUGGCCAAAGCGGACGAGAAGCGUCUCGCCAAAGCUACCACAGGCUUCGAGUUCAUCAACGAGUACAAGCUCCGAGAGGGCGUAGCACCUAUCAGCAAGGAAUUCCAAUCCGGCUGUAGCUGCGAGACUAUCUGCCUACCAGAUAGAUGCCAGUGUCUUGCACAAGAAGAGGACUCGGAAGAACGUAUCAUUGCAUACAAGCGUGCCCGAGACAAUCCGCGCUUCAUGGUCCUUCGGCCUGAGUUCAUGAAGCGCACAUCCAUGAUCUUCGAAUGCAAUUCUCUGUGCGGGUGUGAGGAGAAAUGCUGGAAUCGCGUCGUCCAGUUGGGACGCACUAUCCGCCUGGAGAUUUUCCACACUGGAGCGCGUGGCUUUGGCCUCCGUUCGCUUGAUACCAUCCGCGCUGGCCAAUUCAUAGAUCUAUAUCUUGGUGAAGUAAUCACAACCUCCAAGGCCGACCAGCGCGAAAAAAUCGCCAACACGCGUAACGCCCCUUCCUAUCUCUUUAGUCUCGACUUCCUUGUUGAUGACGAAAGCAGUUACGUUGUUGACGGGGCGAACUAUGGUGCCGCCACCCGCUUCAUCAACCACUCCUGCAACCCCAACUGCCGUAUGUUUCCCGUCUCCCGUACCCACGGCGAUGACUACCUUUAUGAUUUGGCGUUCUUCGCAUUAAGAGAAAUCAAACCCGGCACAGAAUUGACCUUCGACUAUAACCCCGGAAUGGAGAGGGUUGAUAAGCUGGAUCCGAAUGCGGUGCCUUGUCUUUGCGGCGAGCCAAAUUGUCGCGGGCAGCUGUGGGCUACUGAGAGGAAGAAAGCAAGGUAG
Molecule: messenger RNA, 1656 nt
Organism: Aspergillus nidulans FGSC A4
Lineage: Eukaryota; Fungi; Ascomycota; Eurotiomycetes; Eurotiales; Aspergillaceae
Gene: clrD
Product: protein clrD
Exons: 4
Coding region: 1-1656 (551 amino acids)
Cellular component (GO): chromosome; nucleus
Molecular function (GO): histone methyltransferase activity; zinc ion binding
Source: RefSeq, a predicted model, not a curated record